AAAACAGCUGUGGUGAGCUAAAGCUAGUUAGCAUUGAGUGUGUUUGUGUCAGCGAUUCGAGUCGUUGUUUGAACCUCAGAACCUCGUCCAUCUUAAACCAGGAGUGACCGACGUGUUGUCUGUCAACUCUUCGAACGAUGAAGUUUCAAUACAAAGAGGAGCAUCCCUUCGAGAAGAGGCGGUCCGAGGGCGAGAAAAUAAGAAAGAAGUACCCGGACAGGGUUCCAGUUAUUGUGGAAAAGGCUCCUAAAGCGAGAAUAGGAGAUCUGGAUAAGAAGAAGUACCUUGUCCCCUCCGACCUGACAGUGGGCCAGUUUUACUUCCUAAUCCGGAAAAGAAUCCACUUGCGAGCUGAGGAUGCUCUCUUCUUCUUUGUAAACAAUGUCAUUCCACCCACCUCAGCUACCAUGGGCCUGUUGUACCAGGAGCAUCACGAAGAGGACUUUUUCCUCUACAUUGCCUACAGUGAUGAGAGUGUGUAUGGGAGCAGCCAAAGGGAAAUCUGAUCUCCUUCUACCACCUCCCAUAUUUCUGAGUCCUCCAUUAUUCAUUCAUUUAAAUAUUAAAUCCAGCUCUGCAGCCUAGACUUCCCAGAGUAAACAUGUCAAUUGCACUUUCAUCUCUACUAUACAUCACUGUGUCUCAGUGAAUUUGUCUUUAUUAUUAUGCAGUCUGAAUUGUAUUUCCUCCACUUUUCAGUAACUAUGUGGUCACUCGGCCAGUUGCUUUUCUAGUAUCAUAACUGAUUGUAGUUUAAUGGAGAAAAAGUGGGAAGGAAAGGAUCUAAUAAUCUUAGAAUAAGACUAUAAUUAUAUUUUCUCCAAGGUUAAGGGAAGACAGGGAGAAUAUCUUAAAUUGGCUCCUACAUAAAAUAAAAGUAACUAUUAACUGCCCAGUUUUCAACCUGCUUGAUGUAACUGUGUGUUUAGAGUUUAGGUUAGAACAAAUCUUCUGAUGGAGUAAAAGGAUAACUGUUUUGCAGCAGUUGUUUUCCUACAAAAAAAAAAGCCUGAAGUGGUGAGGUUGUCUUGUUUUCCUUCACCAGCCAUAAAAGUAUGGAAGAGUGUAUAAAGUAGUACCCUGCAUCUGACCUCAGUCAGGAGUAUGAAAGAAUUCAGACUACACAAUCAUUCUCUGCUUUGAGUGGUAUGACUAUUUUGUUGACUGCUUCUAUGAUUAUUGUUGUUAAUGUUCAUUUUAGAUGGCUUACUUUCUAAAGGUAUUGUAAAGCUGAGCGCAGUUUUCUUUUUUAAGUUGUUUUUUUUUUUUUAAUGAAAACACAAUUUGAUCCUGUAUACAGCUACAUGACUGGCUAUUUCUCUCUGUUCAUUACCAUACAUGAUAAAAAUGUAAUGAAAGUCAA
Molecule: messenger RNA, 1363 nt
Organism: Girardinichthys multiradiatus
Lineage: Eukaryota; Metazoa; Chordata; Actinopteri; Cyprinodontiformes; Goodeidae
Gene: gabarapa
Product: GABA(A) receptor-associated protein a
Exons: 4
Coding region: 138-506 (122 amino acids)
Biological process (GO): autophagosome assembly; autophagy of mitochondrion; macroautophagy
Cellular component (GO): autophagosome membrane; autophagosome; cytosol
Molecular function (GO): GABA receptor binding; ubiquitin protein ligase binding
Source: RefSeq, a predicted model, not a curated record